AUGCCGCAACCUUCAUGGUACUAUUCCAAGUCAAAUCCGACUCAACCCAUCAAGGUUGGUGUCGUCGGCAGUGGGUUAGCCGGUCUCUUGACUGCCUAUUCUAUAAGCACACUCCAAGCAAACAUGAUGUUCAAAUCACGCGACAGGACGCCCAUCAUGCUACCCCGACUGGAAGUCCAUCUGUUUGAGAGUUCGCCAAAGCUUGGGCUCAGUCAAGCGUCCAUUCAAGUUUCUGUUUCAGAUGAUGACAAGCUCCGAGAAGAAGAUGGUAUCUUAGAGCACCGCGCAUCAGCAUCCGACCGUCGGUUCUGGAACAUCGAUUCACCCAUGCGUGCCAUUCAAAGUGGAUAUUAUACGCACCUCACUCAACUAUACAAGUUUCUUGGGAUAUCACUUACAAAAACCGAUUUCAGCUACUCUUUUUAUGAGCAAUACUUUUCACGUGAAGCAGCAACUUCUCGAGCAAAGUUGUUGUACGAGGGGACAGAUUCGUUCCAUAUUGGACAUAUCAGCAAGCCGUCAUAUAUCACCACGUGGUUCUCCCUCGACGGGAUCUCGAACCUAUACUCCGCCCUCUAUAUAGGCGUGGCCUAUGUUCUCCUUCUCAUAAUUUCCGCUCUCUCCUAUCAUGCUCGCAAUAAGCCGUCGUACAACCGGGACGGCACCUCGUUGGUUCCCUUCUUGUUCUCAUAUACCCUAUAUGUCCUGGGAGUGCAAUGUGGUUUGGGCUCAGAGGCCUUCAAGUACCUCAGUGUGCGCGAUUGGACCAAUCGGUCCACCUUACCUGUUGGAUCAAAGUGGUCUUUGCGUCAAACGCUGAAGCGCCGAGUUUUAGAGCCUUUAUUCUGCUCAAUCUGUUCAUGCUCAAUUGGAGAGCUUGAUGAUUAUCCAGUCGUAGAUAUUUUUGAUUUUAUGUUUCUCACUUUCGGCCACUCGUAUUACGCUUGCUCACAGGGGGUCAAAACCGUUACAAAAAUCUUAACACACUCUCUAGAACCUGAAAACAUUCAUCUGGGCAUGGACGGCACAAUCACCAAUAUCGUACCAAUUUCCAUCAACCAACCACAGAUUCAGGUAGUAACACGAAGUCAAAAGCAACAUGCAUUCGAUCACCUCAUCUUCGCCACUCAAGCUGAUCAACUCAAGACUCUCUUGUCUAAUAUGUGUGAAACACAUCCGCCUGAGAACCUCGUUGAAGAACAUGAGCGAAUUGAGCUCUUGAGCAAAUUCAAAUAUUGCAAAACUCUCGUCGUCAAUCACGUGGACCCAAGUGUACUUCCUGCAGACCCUCGAGACUGGCGUGACUUGAACUUCACCACCUCCUCUCGCAACAAGGAUGGGAUCUACGAUGGGAAUCAAUUGAUAGAUGCAACUGAGAGUGCUGUGAAGUCCCAAAGCUUGAGCAUAGAGGGUGAAAGGGGCUGCUCUCCCGCUGCGGGCUCGUCCGAAUCCUUGGCUUCCUCAACCUCAGUCGAUUCGGCGAAGCGAACUUUAACCUGUCAUAAAGAUCACAAAUCCAAAUGCUCGACCCCUCACGCCGUGUUUGAUGAUCAGGCCUACUGGAUGUCAACUCAUAUCAUCCAUCGUUCACCGACUCAUCUCCUCUUACAGACAACCAACCCAACGUCACCCAUAUCGCAGGCUAGUACCAUCAAUAGGAUCUGGUUCAACCGUGUUCUUGUGGACGCUGAUAGUCGAAAGGCUUAUCAUCAACUUAAAAACGGUCCGGCACUCGGUCUCCAUAACAUUUGGUUCACUGGCAGUUGGUUUUCUGAAGGUAUACCACUCCUGGAAGGAUGUGUAUCUAGCUCAGAACUGGUAGUGAAGCGCUUCGUCAAACACCUCAUCCAAGACCUACCUGAUCAGCUGGAAAUGAAAUUUGUGUGGGAAGAUUCAACAUAA
Melampsora larici-populina 98AG31 is the source of this 1902-nucleotide messenger RNA. RefSeq lists its product as uncharacterized. Lineage: Eukaryota; Fungi; Basidiomycota; Pucciniomycetes; Pucciniales; Melampsoraceae. Gene Ontology annotation, molecular function: oxidoreductase activity. The transcript is spliced from 4 exons. The coding region runs from base 1 to 1902 and encodes 633 amino acids. The record is from RefSeq and is a predicted model, not a curated record.